Messenger RNA from Stegastes partitus (bicolor damselfish), 980 nucleotides. Its product is annotated as testis-expressed sequence 264 protein-like. The transcript has 2 exons. Gene Ontology annotation, biological process: protein-DNA covalent cross-linking repair; reticulophagy. Bases 221 to 793 code for a protein of 190 amino acids. The record is from RefSeq and is a predicted model, not a curated record. NCBI's taxonomy places the organism in Eukaryota, Metazoa, Chordata, Actinopteri, Pomacentridae. Gene Ontology annotation, cellular component: endoplasmic reticulum membrane; replication fork; autophagosome membrane.
GGGAAAUACCAUAAACAAACUGGCUUCAGUCUACUUGAACGACUGUUUUGUCUUUCACGAAAAACGGAUUUAACACCGACUUUUGAAUAGCUACGUUGUCCGUGCGGUCGCUCGAAGCUUCAGGACACAGUCCCGGUGUAUUCUACCCGGAGGGAGGGACGUUUAGCUCGGACAUAUUUUGCGAAUUGACCUGACUGCAGCUGUGCCGCUUUCAGAGACCAUGUCUGAUUUCAUUCUGGUGCUGCUCAUAAUUGCCCUCCUGGUGUGUCUCAUUGUGACAGUGGGGGGCUUACUGCUGUACUCAGGGCUCCUGACAGAGGUGGUUAUUAAGACCGGGCCGCCUCCGAUCAAAAAUGUUACCUUUGCUUAUAAGUUCAAAGAGGGAUCAUACAAGGACUGCGGUGCAGCCUACACAGAGAGCUGCAGCAUUGGGCCGAAGCUGACCUCCAUCGCUGUCUUCUACGAUGACCCCAAGCAGAGGCCUCCAGAGAAAUGUCGCUACGUGGUGGGCAGCAUCCUGUGCGAGGGUGAAGAGAAGCCAGAUGAAGAACUGCAGAAGCUGUAUGAGAAAUUUGGCUUCAAGCUGUUUUCUCUGCCAGAAGUGAGCCACACUGUGACCACCAGCUUCCCCUGCACCACGCCUCUGUCCCACGUGCUGGGACCUUACCGGGUCUACCCCAGACUCUCUUCCUACAUAGAGGUACAGACACAUAUGAGACGAUGUGGGCAGAAUGUGAAAAUAUAUUAUAUAUAUAUAUUUUAUAUAUAUUGGAGUAAUUCUAAGCCUCUUUAGCCACAGGGCAUGUUGAACCUCUGAGCCUCAAGCAGUUUUUUUGCUCCUGUCACCUUUUUAUUCACUGUGGGCUAAUUUCUAAAGUCUAAAGUCCUGCACCUGUAUAGGAACCAUGGCUAGAUGUAGAAAGAGUUAACAAUGCCUUUUGUGCAGUAAACCAGAGUUAUAAAGCCAUAAACCUGAAAAA